AAUCCAGCAGGGCCAAAUCCAACAGGACGUUCCCUCUCUGACGUGCAGCGGGGGUGCCACAUGAGCAGGGGGGUCUUAGAGCGGGCGCUACUUUAAAAGCCGCCUCCGAAGAUGCUCCAUAACUAUUGAGCAAGCUACCUGGAUCCUGUGCGCAAGUUUUUCAACAUCGCCAUUAGCGUCAACUUCAACAAAAGGGGUAAUAAAUCUGAGAACAAGACAGUGUUGUGUAAUUUAAAAAAAAAAAAAAUUCUAGACUUCACCAACCAAUGUGGCUUCUUGGAUCAACUACCCAAGUGAUGAUGAUGGAUGAGCGCAUGUCUCCCUCCGCACGCUGCGUCCAGAGUCCGGGGAGCAACCCGUCCACAAUCCACAGUAUAGAGGCCAUACUGGGAUUUAAAGAAGACACAAUUUUCCACAAAUCAGCCACCUAUAACACGACGGAAAAAGUCCAGGGCAAAGACGCAGAGCGCAAUGGGAAUGUAAUAGUGAGCCAAUCGAAGAAAAAUCAUUACUCAGAAAGUUUUGACAGUGUGUGUUGUGGCAGCAGCACCGGGGAAGCCUCCAUGUGCCCGGACUCACCGGACAGAGACGGCAAACUGUCCGACGACGAAAGCCAUAAGAAGAAGCACCGACGGAACCGAACCACCUUCACCACCUUCCAGCUCCACGAACUAGAGAGGGCCUUCGAGAAGUCCCAUUACCCGGACGUGUACAGCAGAGAGGAGCUGGCCCUGAAAGUGAACCUGCCCGAGGUCCGGGUGCAGGUUUGGUUCCAAAACCGGCGAGCCAAGUGGCGUCGACAGGAGAAGCUGGAGGUGAGCUCCAUCAAGCUUCAGGACACCCCUUCCUCGUCUCUGCUGUCUUUCAGUCGUUCUCCCAGCAGCUCUCUGGGCUCCGGGCUGCAACUGGAGCCCUGGCUCUCCACCCCGAUCACCACUUCCACUUCACUACAGUCACUCCCGGGCUUCAUCAGCAACUCACAGAGCCUCCCAGGCACUUACACACCUUCUCCUCCUCCGUCCAUUCCCUCUUCUUUACCGCCAUCCUUCCUCAACUCCCCAGCCCUGGGACACAGCCCUCACCUGCCCCACAUCGGCUCUAUGUGCCUCCCACCCCCGGCAUACCAGUGUUCAGCUGAUCCAAGGAACUCCAGUAUUGCUUCCCUGAGGAUGAAGGCCAAGGAACACAUUCAGUCUAUUGGGAAGACAUGGUGAUGUUGAGCGGACUUUAAGACCCUGAAUACAUCAUGAUGAAUCUUUUGGGAGAAAUUUGGCUUCAUUUUCAUGAUGGGAUUGUAUUGUUUUAAAGACUGACAACUCUAGCUGCCCUUCAGGAUUCAAGACAUCCUCAUGGCAUGUACAAUUUUGUGAAAAACUGUGAAACUAACUGUAAAAGUCAUGUAAAUAUGAAGCUGUCUCUUCUCCUUUAAAAUGUUUUAUUGUAAAUUUUUACAUUUGGCCAGUCCUGUCCCAGUCUAUCCAGUGUUACUUACAAUAGAGCAAAUAUGGAGCCUACUGAAAACUCAUUAAUGCCUGUUUAUACUUACACUUGUAAAUGGGUAAAUGGAGCAGAAUUAAUUUUGAUUCCUUAUUGGUUGGUGAUCCUAACCUUAAUCAUAAAAAAAAGCAUCAAACGGGAUUAUUUUCUAUAUACAAUAAAUUGUCUGUGUACAUAUACGUGAACAAAUUCAGGCAUUCUCCAGUCUUCCUACAUAAUUUGAGAUGUCUGACAGAGUUUACAUUCAGUUUAGGAAAUGCAGUAAUUACCUGUAGCUGUUUCUUCAGUAUCACACUUGUAUAAAAAUAUGUCAGCUUCAUCCUGCAGUUGGGAGGUACAACACAUGCAAACUCUGCAUAUGUUAUGGUGGGAAAUAUUAAAAUUAGCCCCCCUUAGUGGUGGAAGGUCACAAGACUGGGUUACUCCCAAAGUAAAGUUAAAGAGCUACAUUUUCAGCUGUGUGUGUGUGUUUUAAGAAUUAUUCUUAUUAAAGUGAAUUUCAAAUGCUGUCUAAAA
This is a messenger RNA of Archocentrus centrarchus (flier cichlid), 2013 nucleotides long. RefSeq names its product retinal homeobox gene 3 (gene rax). The transcript has 3 exons. Gene Ontology annotation, biological process: positive regulation of transcription by RNA polymerase II. The record is from RefSeq and is a predicted model, not a curated record. Gene Ontology annotation, molecular function: DNA-binding transcription factor activity, RNA polymerase II-specific; RNA polymerase II cis-regulatory region sequence-specific DNA binding. Bases 267 to 1214 code for a protein of 315 amino acids. Lineage: Eukaryota; Metazoa; Chordata; Actinopteri; Cichliformes; Cichlidae.